UUGACAGUUCAGUUUGCUAGCUUACGUCAGUGUGCUGCUAACCGCUAAAAAAGCUAACAUGAUGCUAACAGCAUGUCAGAGUGAUGUGUAUUGUGAAAUGCCACUAAUCUUUAUUUUUGUUUUGUGCCCUUUGUGUUUUGUGUGUCAUUUUUUUAUUUUUAUUCCUCCUUUUUAUGCUCCUCCCGCAUGUCUUUGGUGUUAAAUUUCCCAAAAAUCCCUGACUCUGACCUGCCUGAACCUCUGAAUCAAUAACUCUGUCAUUGAUUCUUAACUGAUUUUCUCUUUGACCUUUCUUUCCCCCUGAACUUGGUGAUUUAUUAUUUUUUUUAUUUUUCGGGUGUUUUUUGACGUGGAAUGAACUUGCUGUGCUCGUCUUUGGCACCUCUCUCACUGCACACGGUCCUGCCAUCACUUCCUGUUAUCACUUCCCACUUCGUGGUUGUAGCCCCGCCCUCACUGCCGUGCUCACCCCCUCCUUCCUGUCUAGACCCCUCCCUCCUCUCACAGGCCUCACCCCUACAUCGUAGACAUGGCGACGGAGGCAUGCUCAGCCCGGUGUUCCUGCGGAGCCACAAGAGCAUGGAGUCCGUGGACCCCCAGUUCACCAUGAGGAGGAAGAUGGAGCAGCUGAGGGAGGAGCUGGAGCUCAUGGAGCAGCUGAGAGACAUCAUCGAGAGCCGACUGAAGGUGGUCCUCCCUGAAGACCUGGGCUCGUCUCUGAUGGACGGCGUCGUCCUCUGCCACCUGGCCAAUCACAUUCGCCCGCGCUCUGUCGCCAGCAUCCAUGUCCCCUCGCCCGCCGUGCCCAAGCUCAGCAUGGCCAAGUGCCGGCGGAACGUGGAGAACUUCCUGGACGCCUGCAGGAAAAUAGGCGUGCCGCAGUCUUCCCUUUGUUCGCCCUACGACAUCACGCAGUGCCGUCUGCACCCGGUUCGCACCACCGUUCUGGCCCUGGUCGCCUUGGACACGACCCCUCCGGACAGGAAGCACGACAAGACAAUCCCAGCCAGAAGCCCCGCCCCCUGCAGGGCCUCAGAUACUCGCUCAUUAGUCUCCGUCACCACCCAAACCCCGCCUCCCGCUUGGCAGAUCUGGGACGUGAUUGGCUCCAGCUUGGUUCACGUCCUCUGCUUGGUUCUCUUGUUCAUAGCCUACAGUUGGAUUGAGCUGACGUAGCAACGAGCACCGCCUUCCACCUGGCCAGRCUCCUCCCUCUGCCCCACAGGCCCCGCCCUCUUUUUGUCACCACACAAAUCCGAGCCGUGAGAUCAUUCCCUUUGUCUUCGAUGCCUUGUUGUCACGCGUCUCAGAGUUAGAGUAGGUCUGUUGACCUUUUGAGGCAGCCGCUUUGAUUGUGGCAUGUGACUGGAAUAAACAAAGCCAUCCUUCAGCAGACAUGAGGAACACGGAGCAGAAUGAGCCACUUCCUCUACGCUUUUCUUUUCUCUUUGCAAUAAACUGGAACAGAAGCAGAACAGGACCGACUGUUGCCAUAGCGCCCAUCUGAAACAGUGAACCCGCCCACCAAAUGCACUAUAUAGUGUUACAAUAAGCAGAUUGUUUUUGAAUUUGUAAGCUAGUGGACUUUAUUGGUCCGUGAACGUUUCGUUCAAUCGUUUUGCAAUUGAGAAUCAAAACUUGAAAAAUAAUUUUAAAAACUCUUAUUCUGUUAUUCGUUCUCGUGCGAAAUUCAAAGAACUACAACAAAUCGAUGUUGUUUGUAUUUUUGACUUUAUCCUUGCAUCGUUAAUUAAACAUUUAUAAAACGCCCCCGAGACCUCAUUACAUUUUAAGUCCUGUUCCCUUGUGAAGCUCCGCCCUCCACCCCGCCCUGGUGCCAGAAGCGAUCGCUGAAUUUUAUAAGCGUUUGUGAUUUUUGAUUUGAGAAUGACGUAAAAAAAAUACAAAAAAUAUCUAUAUAUUGUAUUUUUUGAAUCUCAUGUGAAAAUGAAUAAUGAAAAGGUUGUUUUUUUUUGUUUGAUUUUUCAAUUUUCGACUUAAAAAAUAUCUAUUACAAAAUCCAGCGGCUGUUUAGGACCGUCAUGGAGCUCAGCCGGAGACGGCUGCAUUAUUUUCUAACAGGGUCCGUUUGUUAUUUUGGCUUUAGGAUCAAAGUAGAUCAGUGUAAUAUGGUGUUUAUUAAAAUCUGUUGAUUUUUAAAAAGUAAACACAGUGCUGAAUGAAAUACCAUGAAUGUAUUUCAGACAUUUUUUGGUUUGGUUAAAUCUAGUCAGGGUACAGAGUUGACAUUUAAUCUUUGAAAUAUUACUUAGUGCAAAUUUAUUUUAAGUGACGACAUGUUUAAUUAUAAAACUAUGUUGAGGCAGAGUUCUGAUCCAGAGUCAGACGAGCGACCAGGAGUAGGUAUGAGACUCUCAGUAUAAUAAUCUUAAUUAAAAUAUUCUACUGUUUUA
Molecule: messenger RNA, 2414 nt
Organism: Poecilia reticulata (guppy)
Lineage: Eukaryota; Metazoa; Chordata; Actinopteri; Cyprinodontiformes; Poeciliidae
Source: RefSeq, a predicted model, not a curated record